AUGGACGGGCUGUUUCAACAUGACGCGGCUGGCCUUCAAGUUGUUCGUCUCUGGGUCUUCCAAAGUGUCCGCGGCGAUUCUAUGACGCUAUAUUUCAUGCGAGACCUUGUCCUGACGUGUCGAACCUCCUCCAUCAUCAGCACCAUCAAAGGAAUCGCGAGCGGUCCGCGUCACCGCGUGGCUGGGUCCUGUUGUCUGCCGGGAUACCCGUCUUCUCCAGUCCCGCACUCCUUUAUCCCACCGGCUUGGCCGAGGAGUUCACGAACGAUUUCCAAUGUUUCCUCGAUUGUUUGCUCGCGCCGCAGUCGUCGGAGGAAUGGCGACAGGGAGACAGCUUGGCCUACAUCCCGUCCACGUCUGGCACAGCAACGCCCGCGCCGCCACAUCGCGCAACGCAGAUUCGAGUCCAUGGCAAACGCACGGAACGCCACGUCAGCAAACAGUCGCAGUAUCCCUUGCCUGGAUGCUACGGGUUUGCGCCGAAUGAUGGCGGCGGCAUCCUGGUGCCAUUGGCGAGCUACGGACGGCGUCUGCAGCUGCAAAUGGCGGUCGACGCGAUGGCUCGAGUUCGGUGACGGCCGAGCUCGGAAAUGCCCCUCCCCCUCAGGCCACGUCCAGGCUUCCCAUUGA
Messenger RNA from Purpureocillium lilacinum, 630 nucleotides. The record is from RefSeq and is a predicted model, not a curated record. Lineage: Eukaryota; Fungi; Ascomycota; Sordariomycetes; Hypocreales; Ophiocordycipitaceae.